Messenger RNA from Anoplophora glabripennis (Asian longhorned beetle), 2877 nucleotides. RefSeq lists its product as uncharacterized. Bases 631 to 2721 code for a protein of 696 amino acids. The transcript is spliced from 9 exons. The record is from RefSeq and is a predicted model, not a curated record. NCBI's taxonomy places the organism in Eukaryota, Metazoa, Arthropoda, Insecta, Coleoptera, Cerambycidae.
ACAAUUAAUACCAAUGAAUAUAGUUUAGUUAGAUUAUGUAAUAGUAAAUAGAGUUGUUUCUGGUUUAGAUAAAACCAUCAAAAUCCUAUAAAAGACAAAUGGUUGGUUUAUAAAAAAGUAUUAGUCCUAACUUAGCCGUAACUUAACCUUAAUCUUAGUCCUAAAAAGUUAAAUGUACAGAAUGUAAUGUAUUAGUUUAUAAAAAUCUUAAACCUUGCCCUAGUUCUAUACGUACAUUUUGUACAUUUAACUUUUUAGGACUAAGAUUAAAGUUAAGUUAGGACUAAUACUUUUUUAUAAACCAACCAAAAUAUGGAAAAUAUUCUGGAUGUCAAAUAUGCAAUAUUACAUGUUAUCAUUGGUAUUAUAUUAUAUUUAACAUGUACCUACUACUAAAUACUAAAGAAUGACAGAUUUUAUUGAUUAAGGCCACAUACUUCUAUGAAUCAAUCUGAUAUUGUGGGGAAGAUUAUUUGAUUUUAUAAAACAAAAGGGAUUUAAACCAUCUUAGCUUAGUUUUCAGUUUGUGUUUUUGUGGUAUGGUAUGCAUUAUUAUAUGUUUUGUGUAACUACAAAUCGUUUUCAUUUGCAGUCACGUGAUAAAAACCUUACCACUUGUGAGAGAAGAACAUGGAUACAAGCGAUUUGGCUGGCACUGUUACAUCAGUUAAUACCACCUUUGCAUGUUUCGAAAUAGAUGGUAUCGUAAAGGUGCAUAUGAGUAAAAUUUUAGCCCAGGGUAAACUUAAAAAACUACCCCUGAUUGGAAGUAAAAUUGUGAUUAAAAAUGGGUACAAAUUCAAAUCAACUUAUGUUGUCUGCGAGUCUUCAAUUAUACAAGGAAAUUUUCAAAUGGAUUGCCCGUGGAAUACCUUCUUAAAUUUGAUAAACACUUAUAAAUUAAGUUCAGACGAUAUAGUUAAAUUUGAAGAAAUUUCAAAUGAAAUUGAGAAUCAUUUUACCAAUUUAAAAAUUGAAUUAAAGAAUGACAUACUACUGUCUCUUCUGCAGAAAUUAAUUUUAUUAAUAAUAGGAAAUGGAGAUGUAAUUUUUAGGAAAGGAAAUUAUAAUAACUCGAUCCUAACUAAGGUAUCUUUGACUUUUGUUAGAACCUGUAAAUACGUUGAGAUUAUUUCAAAUAAGUAUGCUAAGUUUCCUUACUGGAGUUUUGGUUCACAUCCAAGUGUGAAAAAUAGAAUAUUAUUCGGGUAUCUUGAAAUUCAUCCACUUUAUGGAUUUUAUAUGUUAAAAGACGGUGACUACCAACUUGUAUGCGUUGUUAUUACAGAAAACUGUAAAAAAACUGAUAUUGAAAUAUCUCAUCUGCAGAAUAGCUAUGUCUUAAUAGAAAAAUACACUGUUAUGACUGAAAUAUUUAAAGAGAAUGCAGUACCUAAUGUUGAGUAUGUUAUAGCAAAAGUAGAUGACAUACACGUCAUACAUUCAAGAAGCGAAAAUAAUAUUUUUGGAAUAAAAUCAGAUGAACUAAAAUACUCAAAUGUAAUAUCUUUCAUACUCCUAAAGAAGAGUACAGUUUAUAUAAACACCAGAAAUUUGCCAGAAUUACUAUUACAUGUUUUUAUACAGUCUAAUUCUACUGGACUUUUUUCCAAAGAUGUAUAUUUGGUAUUAUCCUCAAAAUAUAUAUGUCUUAACUUGCACUUGAAAGAAGGAUUAUCAUAUAGAAUGUUCUUUGAAACUCCGUUGAAUACUGUAAAGAGACCUGCAUUAACAAGAAUAAAAGACUUAAAUAUAUAUGAAAUAUCACAUCAAGGUUGUUUUUUUCAACCAGUCAAUGUCGAAGUGCGUAACAUAUCGGAGCCGCUAAGUAUUCCAAAAUGUAUGUCCCAUAUUCAAAAUUGUAGUGAUCUAGUAACGUUUCGUGGUGUUAUUAAAAUCAAGAGAUUUACAGACCCAUUGCCAUCUACGACUGUUAAAAUCCCAGCGAUUUAUGGAUUUGAAACUCCAGGUGGGAAAGUACAUCAAAUUGUAUUUUCUCAUGUUGAUGGUAACCGUAGAGUGUUUUUGGACUGCUACCUAAGUAACUGGCACAAUAUGCUUAUGCCUUUAGGGUUAGUGCCAGAAAUGGAGGUCAUUGUACGGCAUGUCAUUCCACAGUCAAAAAAGUACUUGAGGUCUACAAUUUUUACAUCUUUUGAAGUAGUCUCGUAUAAACCCGCUUUAAGCUUCAACACAGUUAACCUGUAUAAUCAAUUUAAUUGGGGUAUGCCAGUUUUUUUAUCCCGAGGUAAGAAAGUACCAGUUGAUGUUCUGGUAUGGGGACAUGUAUAUAGCAUUUUCCUGCUAAAACUCUCAAUUAUUUCGGAAUGUACUAAAUGCAAACAAAUUGUUAUCAGUCCAAACUCCUGCAGUUCUUGUCAUGAAACAGAGUGUGAAUUAAAGUUUGAAGCAAAGUUUAAUGCACUAGAUCAGUACGGUCAAAGCUUAGUGAUGACAAAAUCUCUGGAAGUAUUACAAGUAUUACUAAACCUUAACCCAACUGUCUUCAAAGAAUGGGUAGCAACUUUUCACCACAUUGGGCCUUACUCUUACAACUAUUUUGACGGGAGUACUCCAAUUUAUCAGGAUUUCACAAAGUAUUUGGAAAAAAUCGGUGAUAGAAAAGUCCUACUGGAUUUAAAAUGCAGGAAGGUGGCAAAUUCCUCAUCACAAGAUACACGGAGAGCAUCCUGGUAUUGCGUAGAAGCAAGACAGCGUUGAAUCAAAUCUUGAAAAUACUAGCGAGGUUAUAUAAAAUAGUAUUUUAUACUUGUUUAUGUAUAUAUAAGAAUUUUAUUUUUAUAUAUUUUUUAAUCACAUUUGAUUCAGUAGUUUAAUAGUGUUUCUUAUGACUGUAUAAUAAAAAUUUUCAUACCA